UCUUCCCGCUUUGAGCUCGAGCAGCUCCGAAUGCCGUUUGGCGGAUGACAGUUUGUUUUCAAAGAGGGCCUGUAUGACAACAAUAACGAACAUUUACGCUCCUGAACACGUCAGUACACUGCCUUCUCGUCAAGAUGAGGCUGCUUAUUUCAAAAUGUGCGCGUUUGGUGAGAAAUGAGCCAAAGGAUGUGAAUCCUGGCGACCUGUCUGUGUACAGCAGCUGAAGGAAGGAGUGCAGUUCAAACAAGCAUGAGGCUACUGGUCUCCUCGCCACAACAACAAACACGCAUUUCCCUUAUGGAAUUUUAACCCCAACAGGAGUACAGACUGCCUCGGUCCACAAACAAUCAGGCAUGAAUGAACACACACAGAUAUAACAGCCCCUCCCUUUGGUUCAACACCAGAACGGUCCUUGAAUAACGAGCAAAAAAGUAGAGAGAUACCAAGAGAGAUUGAGGGUCCCAUGUGCCAUUGGGCCGAGGGGCUUUCGCCAUGAGCAGUACUCUGGGCAAAGAUAAAGACUCUAAGGAGAGGGAACCCAAAGCUGAAGGGAAAUCCAAAACCAAAGGGAAAGAUGCCAAAGAUGGGAAGAAAGACACAAGCGGUGCUUCGCCUGCGGUGGCCUUUACUUUGGAUAGUACGAUAAAGCGCCCCAACCCGCCACCUAGCACGCGCAAAAAAUCCAGCAAUGCAGAGGUCAUCAAGGAACUUAACAAGUGCCGCGAGGAGAACUCAAUGCGCCUGGACCUGUCCAAGAGAUCCAUCCAUCUGUUGCCCUCCUCCAUCAAGGAGCUGACCCAGCUGACCGAGCUCUACCUGUACAGCAACAAGCUGCAAAGCCUUCCGCCAGAGGUGGGAUGCCUGUCGGGACUGGUGACGCUGGCACUCAGCGAGAACUCUCUCACCAGCCUACCCGACUCGCUGGACAACCUGAAGAAGUUGCGUAUGCUUGACUUGCGGCAUAACAAACUACGGGAGAUCCCCGCUGUGGUCUACCGUGUCAGCUCCCUCACCACGCUCUACCUGCGCUUUAAUCGUAUCACCACAGUGGAGAAGGACAUCAAGCACCUGUCCAAACUCACCAUGCUCAGCAUCCGAGAGAACAAAAUUAAACAGCUGCCCGCAGAGAUUGGUGAGCUUUGUAACCUGAUUACGCUGGAUGUAGCCCACAACCAGUUGGAGCACCUUCCUAAAGAUAUUGGCAAUUGCACUCAGAUCACCAACCUCGACCUGCAGCACAACGAACUUCUUGACCUACCUGAAACUAUAGGUAACCUGUCAAGUAUAAACCGUUUAGGCCUGAGGUACAACCGUCUAUCAGCAAUCCCUCGAUCUUUAGCCAAGUGCCGAGAGCUGGAAGAGCUCAACCUCGAAAACAACAACAUCUCAGUGUUACCAGAGGGGCUGCUCUCCAGCCUGGUGAACCUGACAAGUCUGACGCUGGCACGGAACUGCUUCCAGUCUUACCCAGUGGGCGGCCCGUCCCAGUUCUCCACCAUCUACUCUCUAAACAUGGAGCACAACCGUAUCAACAAGAUCCCUUUUGGCAUCUUUUCCAGAGCCAAAGUGCUCAGCAAGCUCAAUAUGAAGGACAACCAGCUAACGUCCCUCCCGCUGGAUUUUGGGACAUGGACCAGCAUGGUGGAGCUGAACCUGGCAACAAACCAGCUCACCAAGAUUCCAGAGGACAUCUGUGGACUUGUGUCUUUAGAGGUCCUCAUAUUGUCCAACAAUCUCCUGAAGAAGUUGCCUCAAGGGAUUGGGAAUUUACGGAAAUUACGAGAGCUUGACUUGGAAGAAAACAAACUGGAGUCUCUCCCGAAUGAGAUUGCCUACCUUAAAGAUCUACAGAAACUUGUGUUGACCAAUAAUCAGCUGACCACUUUGCCAAGAGGGAUCGGUCACCUGACCAACCUGACAUACCUGGGUUUGGGAGAGAACCUACUGCAGCACCUACCUGAAGAGAUUGGUACACUGGAGAACCUUGAGGACCUGUACCUUAAUGACAACCCCAACUUGCAUAGUCUACCAUUUGAGUUGGCUCUGUGCAGUAAGCUGUCCAUCAUGAGCAUAGAGAACUGCCCCCUCAGCCACCUCCCGCCCCAGAUCGUCGCUGGAGGCCCUUCAUUCAUCAUCCAGUUCCUCAAGAUGCAGGGACCUUACCGUGCCAUGGUCUGAGACACCCUGUCUGAGGCUCACACACUGUACAAACAAAACCAACAAAGAGGAAAAACAACAUUGCUAUUCAAUGUAAUUUUUGAAGAUAUCGUCAUCAUUAUAUCUAGGACAGGACUCUAUAACUGGGUUCCAGAUGGAGGAAUCAUAGCCAGUUAGGUCCCCUUUACCACACAGUCAAGUAGAAAACAAUGUCUAGGCUUCUGUUGCCUGAAUUAAUGAUUAUAUACAUUAGUGAUUCUAAGAAAAGAGGCGCUCUUCAAAUGUUCAAAUAAUCUUGCCAAUUUAUCGAAAGUCAUUUUAGUGGUUUUGAUGCCAGGAAACAGUUGUAUGCAAAAACAAAACAUUUUUUUACAACUUAAUUUUUUGCUGCUGCUGCCGCAAUACUGUAUGUUGGUUUGUUUUAUUUUUUUUAGCCACAGAUCUUUUUUUUUUUUUUUUUUUUUUUUUUAUCCCACAACCAAAAGAUUUUUAUUGUACAGAGGACAUGUUUGGAAGCAGUCUUAAAAUUUUAGUGUUGAUUUUUUUUAUGAUUAUUAUUAUAGAAAUUGUGCCUUUUCAGUGCAGUUGGGUGGUUUGUGUCUGAACAUAAUUAUCCAAGAUGUUUUAAUACAAAAAGGAUGAAUUUGCAGAAGUAUCAUUUAUUCAGUAAUUCUUUUUAUUUUUUUUAUUUUUUAUUUUUUUGUAACUGUUGCUGAUUGCUUUGUCAGUUGCUUUUUUUUUUUUAAAUAUUCAUUCCUCUUAUAUGUUGGGCUACGCUUGACAUUUAAAAUGUAUAGAUCUGCGAUUCCCAGUGAUUCUUUAGUUUUCUGCGUUAUCAAACUGUGAAAACAAAGCAACAUAGUUGAAUGAAACAUUUAAAUGAAUUGACAGCAAUCUGGUUAAGGUAAAUGGUUAGGUCUUUCGAACUAGAGGGGUGAUUGUAACAAAACCUGUUAAGGAAAUAUCCUGGUCCUAUUUUACUCCAAAAUCAAAAGAGACAAAUACUAAUUUAUAUUUUGCAUACAAAAAAAGUCUGCCUAUUUUGAGGGACAUUAAGACUUUUAUUUUCAUUCACAUUUUUUUCAUGACACAUCUCCCCCCCCCAUUAAGAGUAAACUGUCCAGAUGUGUUACAAGAAUGAGAAUUGUCAUUGAAAAUAAUAGGAAUAUUUUAAGUAAAAUGUCAGGACGCGUUACGGUAAUAAGAAUCAUCAUUAAAAUCAAUGGGAAUGGUAAAAGUAAAAUGUCCGUAUGUGCUACGGUAAUGAGAAUUAGCAUUGAAAACAAUGGAAACAGUAAAAGUAAAUAUCUAGAUGCAUUGUGGUAAUGAGAAUUAUCAUUUAAAACAAUGGGAAUAGUAAAAGUAAAACAUCCAGAUGCAUUACGGCAAUGAGAAUCGUCAUAGAAAUCAGUGGGAACAGUAAGAGUAAAAUGUCCGGACGUGUUACGGUAAGGAAAAUCAUCAUUUAAAACAAUGGGAAUAGUAAAAGUAAAACACCCGGUAGCAUUAUGGUAAUGAGAAUCAUCACUGAAAUCAAUGGGAACAGUAAAGGUAAAACAUCCAAAUGCAUUACGGUAAUAAAAAUUGUCACUGAAUUCAGUGGAAACAGUAAAAGUAAAACAUCCGGAUGUGUUACGGUAAUGAGAAUCAUCAUUGAAACCAAUGGGAACAGUAAUGGUAAAACAUCCAAAUGCAUUACGGUAAUGAGAAACAUCAUUGAAAUAAAUGGGAAGAGUAAUGGUAAAACAUCCAAAAGCAUUACAGUAAUGAGAAUCGUCAUUGAAAUCAAUGGAAACAGUAAAACAUCCGGACGAAUUAUGAUAAUGAGAAUCGUCAUUUAAAACAAUAGGAACAGUAAAAGUAAAACAUCCAGAUACAUUACAGUAAUCAGAAUCAUCAUUGAAAUUAAUGGGAAUACUAAAAGUAAAAUGUCCGGACAUGUUACAGUAAUUAGAAUCGUCAUUGAAAUCAAUGGGAAUAGUACAAGUAAAAUGUCCAGACACUUUACAGUAAUAGAAAUCAUCAUUGAAACGUCCUGAAAAUAAUGUCACAAUGCAAAAAAUCUGAAUUUUCUGUAUGCAAAUAUAGUUAAAAAAAAACUUUGUGAUUUAAGGCUAAAUAUGACCAGCAUAUUUUCUUGACAGUUUUCAUGAUUAUCACCCAAAGGGGAAUGUCAUUCAAAGCAACCAUUCUGAAUCAGUUUAAAGGUGCGCUAUGACUCUGGGUCUCUGUCCGGCUGGAGUUUUGAUUGGUAUUAUGUUUACUUGUCUGCCAUAUCCACAGUGUUGUGCUCUGCUUGAGUCCUAUUGGUGAGAGUUUGCAUCUACAAAUCAGGUGCUGUGAACAAUGCUAGCCGUUAACGACAGAUCUGGAGGCCCACAUUUACUGUGAGGAAUGCCCAAAACACCCAUUUACAUCAGUUCUCUUCAUUAUUUCUUGACAGAAUCACCAGUAAUGGUCAUUGAAUCUAGGACUGGUUGAGUUUCUGCUUUUUACAUUUUUCCAGGACACUGAACCUCUACAUUCAAAGGAUCUUAAUUUUGUUUGCACCAUUUGUUUCAUACACCACACCUCUUAUGCUGCUGCUUUUAAUGCACUUUGUAUUGAUAUUUGGCAUCCACCUCAAGUAAAAGGGUCACAAUAUUUCAUGUUACCAAUUAAAUGUAUGGAUGGGGGCAUUUUUUAUUAUAAUGAUUAUUUCUGAAGUAUUUUAUCAUUUAUUUUAAUUUUCUAUCAUGUAUAUUUUAUAACAAUGAAUGAGAAAAGUUUGCCUCAGCAAAUUCAAAAGCUAUUAUGAACCUUAUUUCUUUGAUUUUUGAGGCUUUCAUGCUAUCUCUUUAUUAAAUGUUUUGAUUUGAACUUUUCUGCCUGGCUAGUUUGUGAUUCUGAAUAUUUAAAAUGCAUAUCAUUGGUUUCAAAUGGUGCAAAUCAUCAAAGUAUUCAAAUUAAAGCCCAUUAUGUUUUGAUUAUACAAACUUUUUAAAAGGUGGAAUUUCAUUUGGUGUAGUAUUAUAUCAAGUGACUGUAAAUUUACAACUCCACUCUAGUUUAUCAAGCCAAAUGUAUUCCUGUUAGUGUUGCGUCCAUGCAGUUAUUUUAUUAUUAUUAUUAUUAUUUUAAGUUCCCACUUUCCCUUUUCAUUUAUAAAGACAUUGUCUGCAUUGGCAGCAGUGUAAAGAUCUGCAGCCACUAAGAGUCUCUCAGAGGCCCUUCAUGUUCGUGGGGCCUCAUUCGGCAUGAAGAAAGGACACAAAUCGCUGCUUUUUAUCAACCAGCAGAACCUGUUGCUGCUUUCUGGACCUCCUAAAAACGUAAUGCUGUAAAAGAACCGAGACGUUACAGACUGAGAUCUCGGCCGGUUCUACCAGCACAGAUGUUCUGUUACUGAUGAAAUCCCUCUGGACCCGUUCGGCCAAUACGCAGACGCUGAAUACAAACAUUGUAAAAAGGGCUUUCUCUGUUCAUGCUUAACUAUACACCAGAGGCAUUGCAUUCCUGGUUUUGUAUAAAAGCUUGGAACUGUAAUUUUUUUUGUUUGUUGUUUGUUUGUUUGUUUUGUGCGUGUGUAUGCGUGAGUGUGUGAGGGAAUAGUUAGAUGUUAAAAUGGAAUUAUUAUGUGACAAUAAAUGCAUGUGAUGAGUGCUUCAAGUGAGAUGUGCAUUAUGGAUACGCCAUUGUGACGUGUUCCAUUUAAGUUUUCUGUUUUUGUUUUUUAGCAUUUAUGUGCCAUUUAUGCAGGGCUGAUUUGAAAGUCGGCUAACAGUUAUAUCGGUCAAUUUUAGACGAGAGAGCAUUUAUCGCAAAUAAGGAAUGUAGUCACACACACACACACAAAAUACAUUAAAAAAAUGAAAUAACGUACUUUUGAAUUGUAAUCAGCCAGAGUGGCGAUUCUGAUUUUAUAUUGUUCUGGUGAAUCCAUAUGAUUUGAGCAUAAGGGUAUGGUUUAUUUUUCUAUUGUCUGUGCUUUUAGGUCAUAGCAACUGUAUAAAUGAAAUUCAUUUUCCAUGUUUGAUUGUUUUGAUUUUGUUUUAUUGUAGGAAUGAGGAAUGUAUAUUUCCUGCUUUUUUCUUGCCUUUCCAUGUAUAGGAAACAAGCAUGUUAAUUUUCUUUCUUUUAGAUUCAUUAUUGUCUGGGUGGACAGGGGUUAAAAAACCAAUACAAAAGAUAAAAUGUUGCUCUUUCUUAACUGCAAAAUGUUUUUCUUUUACUUCUUAGGGUAUCAAAAGUGUUGUGCAGACAUGUCUAGCCUUUCUCUUGAAAAACAGCCUUUAAGAUGCAUCUCUUGGUUUCUCUUUUCUUUCUAACUCAGCCAGACUGAGUAAUAGGACCAUCUUCCAUCAGAUCAAGUCUUUGCUUUGAGAAGCAUUCUUCAAAUAAAUGUUCAUUUGACUGCCUUA
This is a messenger RNA of Myxocyprinus asiaticus (Chinese sucker), 6557 nucleotides long. RefSeq names its product leucine-rich repeat protein SHOC-2. The coding region runs from base 493 to 2178 and encodes 561 amino acids. The record is from RefSeq and is a predicted model, not a curated record. The transcript is spliced from 9 exons. NCBI's taxonomy places the organism in Eukaryota, Metazoa, Chordata, Actinopteri, Cypriniformes, Catostomidae. Gene Ontology annotation, molecular function: protein binding.